Molecule: messenger RNA, 850 nt
Organism: Brassica oleracea var. oleracea
Lineage: Eukaryota; Viridiplantae; Streptophyta; Magnoliopsida; Brassicales; Brassicaceae
Exons: 1
Coding region: 197-655 (152 amino acids)
Source: RefSeq, a predicted model, not a curated record
UUAACAUUACACGUAAUAAUUUUCUCAAAGAAAAUAAAUAAUAAGAGACAUAUGUCUCCAUGUAUAUCUAUAUAAACAUCCAAGAAAGACCAUAUGCAUAUGAAUAAUAUAACCUUAAAUGCAGAAAAACCAGAGACUCUCACAACAAAGAGUUUAUUAGUCUGAUCUCAGUCGUCUGAUCACUUUCCACCAGCAAAUGAUGCCUUCAUCAUCAUCAUCAGCCACCGAUACUAUCACUAAGCCGUCGUCGUUGCCGUCGGUGGAGUCAGUGACAUGCGACACGUGCGGUUUCGCAGAAGAAUGCACGCUGGCUUAUAUCAACCGCGUCAAGGAACGGCACAAGGGACAAUGGCUUUGUGGGCUCUGCGCAGAGGCGGUUAAGGACGAGGUGGUUCGGUCCCCGACUAGAAUCUCCGUCGAGGAAGCUCUCCUCCGCCACACUACGUUCUGCCACCGUUUCCGUUCUGGGAGUCCAGACGAGGAUGAAGAUCCAAUAUCAGUCAUUGGAAGGAUUCUACGGCGGAGCCUCGACGGCUCUCCACGGAGGACCACCACGAGGUCGAGCUCGAGCGGGGCUUUUCCGGGGAUCGACGGCGUAGCCUCACAACGGUCGCUUCUCCGAGCUGACAGCUGUUUCCCGUCUCUCUCUCCUUGAUUAAAUCUGUUAAAUGUAAAUUUUUGCUUACUGUUUUUCUUUAAAUUUUAUUAAAUAAUGUUAUUUUGUAUUUAAUUACAUUUUAGAUGGAGAAGAAAGGGUUGGAAUCCGAGGAUGUAAUCUCCUAUGACGUUAGUCUUUCUUCAUAAGUGUGAGUUUAAUAAAAUGGUUUAUGAGCAAAGCUCAUAUUAUGCA